Hipposideros armiger (great roundleaf bat) is the source of this 1827-nucleotide messenger RNA. RefSeq names its product chromodomain-helicase-DNA-binding protein 2-like. Bases 1 to 1743 code for a protein of 580 amino acids. The transcript is spliced from 13 exons. Gene Ontology annotation, cellular component: nucleus; chromatin. Gene Ontology annotation, biological process: nucleosome organization. Gene Ontology annotation, molecular function: histone binding; ATP hydrolysis activity; chromatin binding. NCBI's taxonomy places the organism in Eukaryota, Metazoa, Chordata, Mammalia, Chiroptera, Hipposideridae. The record is from RefSeq and is a predicted model, not a curated record.
AUGCAAGUUCAGAAGGACUUCUGUUUCCUGCUCUCGACAAGGGCUGGUGGCCUGGGAAUCAAUUUGGCUUCAGCGGACACAGUCGUCAUCUUUGACUCUGACUGGAACCCCCAGAACGACUUGCAGGCACAAGCCCGAGCCCACAGAAUUGGUCAGAAGAAGCAGGUAAAUAUUUAUCGCCUGGUUACCAAGGGGACCGUGGAGGAAGAGAUCAUAGAAAGGGCCAAAAAGAAGAUGGUAUUGGACCAUCUGGUGAUUCAGCGCAUGGACACCACUGGCCGGACGGUCCUGGAAAACAACUCGGGAAGGUCGAAUUCAAAUCCUUUUAAUAAAGAAGAACUCACAGCUAUUUUGAAAUUUGGGGCAGAGGAUCUCUUCAAAGAGCUUGAAGGCGAGGAGUCAGAGCCUCAGGAAAUGGAUAUAGAUGAAAUUUUACGUUUGGCUGAAACCAGAGAGAACGAAGUGUCAACAAGUGCGACAGAUGAGCUCCUGUCACAAUUUAAGGUCGCCAACUUCGCAACAAUGGAAGAUGAAGAAGAGCUGGAAGAGCGUCCUCACAAGGACUGGGACGAGAUCAUCCCUGAGGAGCAGAGGAAGAGAGUAGAGGAGGAGGAGCGGCAGAAGGAGCUGGAGGAAAUUUACAUGUUGCCACGAAUUCGGAGUUCCACUAAAAAGGCUCAGACAAAUGACAGCGACUCUGACACUGAGUCUAAGAGGCAGGCCCAGAGGUCCUCUGCUUCCGAGAGUGAGACAGAUGACUCUGAUGACGACAAGAAGCCAAAGCGUAGAGGGCGCCCCCGGAGUGUGCGGAAGGACCUGGUGGAGGGAUUUACUGACGCGGAGAUCCGCAGGUUCAUCAAAGCGUAUAAGAAGUUUGGCCUCCCCCUUGAACGGCUGGAGUGCAUAGCCCGCGAUGCCGAGCUGGUGGAUAAGUCCGUUGCAGAUCUGAAGCGCCUUGGGGAGCUGAUUCACAACAGCUGUGUGUCGGCCAUGCAGGAAUACGAGGAACAGCUCAAAGAAAAUGCCAGCGAGGGGAAAGGACCAGGGAAAAAGAGAGGCCCAACAAUCAAGAUAUCUGGGGUUCAGGUUAAUGUGAAAUCCAUUAUACAACAUGAAGAAGAGUUUGAAAUGCUGCAUAAAUCUAUUCCCGUGGACCCUGAAGAAAAAAAAAAGUACUGCCUCACGUGUCGCGUCAAAGCUGCGCAUUUCGACGUUGAGUGGGGAGUGGAGGAUGAUUCUCGCCUCUUGCUGGGAAUUUAUGAACACGGUUAUGGGAACUGGGAGCUCAUUAAAACGGAUCCAGAGCUUAAGUUAACCGACAAAAUUCUGCCUGUGGAGACAGAUAAAAAGCCUCAGGGGAAGCAGCUGCAGACCCGAGCAGACUACUUGCUAAAGCUGCUCAGGAAGAGUCUGGAGAAGAAGGGGGCCGUGUCGGGCGGGGAAGAGGCCAAAUUAAAAAAGCGGAAGCCUCGAGUAAAGAAGGAAAACAAAGCACCCAGGCUGAAAGAUGAGCAUGGGAUUGACUUCUCUUCACCCAGACACUCGGACAAUCCGUCAGAGGAGGGAGAAGUGAAGGUAGGAAGCUUGACUUCAGUUGAGGGGUGUGUGUUCAGCUACAUGUAUUGUGCCGAUUGGUAUAAAACCGUUGGGAAUGUGUUUGGUUUACAUGAAGAGCAGACAACACGAAAUAGAAUGCGCAUGUCUCUGUGUAACCUGUGGGAGAGAAAUGUAGUUGUUCAUUGAAGUCGGCAGUUGCAAAUUCACAGGUAAUGGAAGUAAAUGAAGGGAACCCUGCGAGUUUAAUGAUAGAUGGCAAUUGAGACUCAG